UUGUCUCUCUCUCUCCCUCACACACACACACACACACACACACACACACACACACACACACACACACUCCGUGCAGCAGCAGCAGACCUCCAGCAGGAACAGAAAACGGUCGCAGGGCUCAUGAUCAGAUCUGCGUUAUUUUAGGGAGAAACGGAACCUGAACCGGGACUAAACCCGAACAGCUGUGACCGAGACCACCAGACAGGUGUGUCCGGUGUGAAGAGUCUGUUCCCGGGUCCGGUUCUGCAGCUGGAGCAGAAAACGUGACGGGAAUCAAAGCGGAUCGAUGGUCUGAGGCUGAUCAGGAUCAGGAUCAGGAUGAUGAUGACCUCAGAGAAGAUGAAGAAGAAACCUCCAAAGGACAGUCUGACUCUGCUGCCAUGUUUCUACUUCGUGGAGCUGCCCAUUGUGGCUUCUUCUAUGGUGUCUCUGUACUUCCUGGAGCUUACAGACGUGGUGCAGCCGGCUCAGGUCGGGUUCCGCUGCCACGAUCGGGAGCUCAGCAUGCCGUACGUGGACGGAGGAGACGAGCUCAUCCCUCUGCUGAUGCUGCUCAGCCUCGCCUUCGCUGGACCCGCCGCCUCGAUCAUGCUGGUUGAAGGUCUGAUCUACUGCCUGCAGUCCAGACUGAAGCUCCGCAGACCUGAAGGAAGCAUCAACGCCGGAGGCUGCAACUUCAACUCCUUCCUGAGGAGGACGGUUCGUUUCGUAGGUGUGCAUGUGUUCGGUCUGUGUGCAACGGCUCUGGUCACUGACAUCAUCCAGCUGUCGACAGGUUACCACGCCCCCUUCUUCCUCACCGUCUGUAAACCCAACUACACCCAGGCCGGAGUGUCAUGUGACAAAAACCCGUACAUCACCAAAGACAUCUGCUCAGGACACGACCAGAACGCCAUCAUGGCCGCAAGGAAGACAUUUCCCUCUCAACAUGCGACUCUCUCGGCUUUCGCUGCAGUUUAUGUUUCUAUGUAUUUUAACUCAACCAUCUCAGACAGCACCAAGCUGCUGAAACCCGUGCUCGUGUUUGCAUUCGCCAUUGCGGCGGCAUUGACGGGUCUGACUCAGAUCACUCAGCAUCGCAGCCAUCCCAUCGACGUCUACGUGGGCUUCCUCAUCGGAGCCUUCAUCGCUGCCUACCUGGCGUUUCAUGCCGUGGCAAACUUCAAGUCCUCUGAUGACAUCACACUGGCCCCGCCUCCCCCGCCUCCAAAAGAAGACCCUCUUCGAGCGCUGACGGAGCGAGGACACGAGUCCGUCUACAACAAGGGCCCUGCCUCUGCCUCGGAGAGUAAUGAUGAGAUAGCAGCAGCUCCGGCCCCCAUGGACCGGCUGGAGGGCCUGGGGCCCCUGCAGCGGGAGAAGACCUCUAUGGGGAGCCUGAAGAGGGCCAGCGUUGACGUGGAGCUGCUGGCUCCUCGCAGUCCCAUGGGAAAGGAGACCAUGCUGACCUUCAGUAACACAUUGCCGAGGGCCAGCAUGAACGUUAAUGGGGUGCUGGGGGCCAAUGAGGGACCAGAGGAUCCGGUUCAGCCGGUCCAGCCAGUCCAACCGGUGCAGCGGCGACUGAAGGCCGUGCAGGUUCCCAUGGACCCGAUGCGGUCACAGCAGCUGGUGUCAGAGUGGAAGCAGAAGUCUAUGGAGAUGAGAGGCCUGAGCCUCCGGGACGAGGCAGAACGCGAAGCCAGUGAUGACGGCUCUGAGGUGGGCUCUGUGGGGACUGAUGACGGGGGGUCUCAGGCCCCUCUCUACCAACCUGCAGUGCAGUCUGGGAGGACAGCCUGUAGUCACAACCCCACUCUGCCUCCAGGGGGCGCCAAAGCUGUGGCAACUCCUAGACCACCACAGAUCCCCGAAGCAGGACCCCCUCCAGUGUCCCCAAAGAGUGCCCUGACCCGGGCCAAGUGGCUUGCCAUCCGGGAGAAGACAAGUGGGGAGGGUUCAACCCGUGGUGCCGCCAACCAGCCGCGACUCAUGCAGGUCAUCGCCAUGUCAAAGCAGCAGGGCCUCCUCCCAUCCUCCUCCUCUGGGGAGAAGUCCUCUGAGACCACCUCGACCUGCUCUGGCACCUCCUCCACUGCUGACUCACCUUACUACCGCCCCCCCUCUGAGCAGCAGAGGGAGGGCUCAGGUAUCAUAACGGUGGACGCCCACGCUCCCCAUCAUCCCGUUGUGCAACCCCUGCCCCCCCCUCAGACCUCUUCCCUUGCAGGUAACAGUAACCCAUGGGAGUGGGUGGGGGCGUCCAAUGGGGGCGACCCACAAGACACCUACGACCUCAACAGCCUGAACCGAGGAGACUCGGCCGCCCGCGGCAGCAGCUUCCGGCCUCACAGAUCCGCAUCGCCGUGCGCCACCAUCGACCCUGACCUGGCCCUGCCCCCACCUCACCCCCAGGUGGAGGUGACAGUGGACUCUAAGCGCAGGGAGAUGGCCAUGAGACGCAAGACCGCUCUAGUUCUGUUGGAUCGAGAAAUUCGUAACCAGACUGAACAGGAGAACUACUAUAAGAGUCUGCAGGGACGUAGGUUCAAGGAUUAGUCUUUUAGCUUUUCAAAACAAAAGCCUUAUUUUAAAACUGGUCACUAACAGCACAGAACCUGGACAGCAGUGAGGACCAUGUCACUAUGCAUCUCAUGGGCUAAAGGUGAUGGAAGGAAGGAGCUGUAAGAACUGAAGGUUUCCAUCCAGGCAGGUCAGACCUGAUCCUCAGAGGCUUAACACUGCAGACGGAACUGGAUCUAACAAAGUCCAGGACUCUGCAGUCCUGUUUGUCCAAUAGUCCACCAGGGAGUGGCACAGUUAGAUUUAUUAUCAUAAUAAUGCUACUCUCCGUUUUAACACAUGUCACAUGGUACAAGGACACAACUCAGAAAACAAGCAAGAACUACAGUCAAGAAAGAGGUGGAGUCUGAAAAUCAGACAUGGAGAUGUAGUGUGGAGGUGUUGCUCCAGAGUGGGGUUGAGGUCUGGCAGCAGAGUUGUGGACAUAUUGAACCAGUCCAGGGUCCUAUUGGUCCCAUUAGGACUUUCUCCAGUAUCCAGACGAGAUGUAACACAUGAUGAAGUUAGAGGUGGAGUCAGGAGAAGUUCCUCAGGUGGAAUAAAGUGAUUGGAUGAUAGAUUUGAAGGUUGUGUCCUCAGUAGAUGGACAGUGGAUCAGCCGUCAGGCGACAGGGCCAUGUCACCACCCUCUGGAGUAUGGUGUCUUCUGUUGUGUUGGACGUCCUGAAGGCUGAUGAGUGACAGUGGAGGGAGGGUCUGGUGCCAUCAGAGUAGAAAUAUAAACUGAUUCUGAUUCUAGCUGAUGAUGAUGAUGAUGGGUUUUGGGGGACCCCUGAUGUGACGGGGGCAGGGUAUUGACCAAGGGGGACUUCCACAGAUUCCUAACUCGACGCAAUGCAGAAAAGUGAAGAUGUCCUGACUCUGUUUCACUUGUAGAAACAAACUUAUCUCAUGUUCUAGGUUUAAAUCUGACCAGUAGCAGCUGGAGGUUCUAGAUUGUUCUGACAGUGACUGACUCUUUAUUAACGGUGAACAAAUGACUAGAAUAAUUGUAGUUUAUCUGAACAGUUUCUCUGAGCUCCUCCUCCAGGUCUCUGGAUGUGAGGGAGGACAUGUUCACUGUAGAACCUGAUCGACUACUUUAGAGUUCUCAGAGUUUUUGUUGACACAAUAUAGAGGUCUUUGUUUGAAGGUAUGGGACUUAACCACCAGCACAAUGUGGUGGAAAACCUUCUUUACUUCUUUACUGUAGCUGGAUGUCUCAGGACCUUUAGAACCUCUUUAGGACCUGUCUGCAGACAAGACCUGCUGCUGGGUUCUCAAGUUUUCAUGUGACCACGAGCAGAGCCCUGAUGAUGACACAGUGUGGAGGUAGAUACGGUUCAUUAGUGUCAUCAUCUGUGGUCUGAUGAUCAGCUGAUCCACUGUCAGUUAUUCUCCCUCCAUUAGAUUCAGUCACUUCCUGUAUCCAAUCAGAUGUAUGAACCAGACCAGAACCACAGUCUGAUCCAGACCAGACUUUAUCUGUCUUCAGUGAGGAGACCGUCCACAGUGUUGAGCCUCUGAGCAGGAAACUAGACAGUUUCCAUGGUAUCUCAUUCUGUGAAUAAUCUGAAGUCAAAGAGCACAGAGACGAUUUUAAAGAUUCAUUCCUGAAGCACAAACAUGCAAGAAACAUGAAAUCUGCAGUGAAGCUCCUGUUUCCUCAGCGCUCACACGACCACCGACCGACCACGAUGACUGCUUGAGCGGCUGCUGUGGUUGUCGUGGACACUGUGGUCGUCGUGGACACCGUGGCCGUCGUGUUGUGUUACUGCGCGGCAGCCAUGUGGAGGUCUUACACUGAUUGUAUAUUACCUGGACGAGUGUGUUGUUGCCUUUCUGUUGUGAUGGCUCGGUUGCUAUAGUGAUUUUCAGCAUGUUGGCUUGUUAGUGUGCUGCUCUCUGAUUGGUCGAGCCUGUUCAUAUUGUUGUUGUGUGUGAAUGUGUGUAUUUAUUAAGAACGGACAAUAUGAGAUAUUUAUAUAAUGAUCUUCAGAGUUACAGCUUCACUCUGUGAUUCAGGUCAGAGGUCAAACCUCGUACCUCAUGGGUUAGGGUUAUUAACUGGUUGUUAACUUGUUAUUAACUGGUCAGUAACAUGCUAACUGGUUAUCUGACUUGUUAAUAAAUGGUUAUAAACUGGUCAUCUACCAGUUACUAACAGUCAGUAACUGGUUAUUUACAUUUUAUUCCCUGGUCAUUAGCAGGUCAUUAACUGGUAAUUAACUGGUUGUUAACUGAUCAUUAACAGGUUGUUAACUGGUCAUUAAUUGGUUAUUAACUGUAGUUAACUGGUCAUUAACUGUAGCUCACUGGUCAUUAGCUGGUUGUUAACUGGUUGUUAAAUGUCAUUAAGUGGUUAAUAACUGAUUGUCAACUGGUCAUCACCUGGUUGUUAACUAGUGGUUAACUGGUCAUUAUCUGGUCAUCACUUGGUUGUUAACUGGUUAAGAAUGUGGUUAUUAACUGGUGAAUACAAGUUCUAUCUCGCAUUUACAAAAUCUUUGUCUUUAAAUUUUUUCAGCAUCCGUAACAAACAAAACAAGAAUUGGCUCGUUCAUGAUGUCGUGAGUUGAAAAAGUGUAAAAAUAAAGUUGUGAUAUUGUUGAAUAUGACAGAGAUGACAACAUGUGUUAUUGCGCUGUAGUAAAGUGAUGAAGUGUCUGAGUCACAGAGUGUCUCUGUACGAGAUCCUGAGGAGCCGGUUCUGAGUUGUCCCCGUUGUUAAUGUGUCUGUGUUGUUGCAUGUGUUUGAUUUGAAACCAGACGUCCUGCUUUUUAUUCUCAGCUGAAAAGGCUCAAGUUUCCAUUGAAUGUAAAAACAUGAUGAUUCUGUAAAAUGUCAAAAUAAAAAUCUGCUGCUAUAAAGAUUAAAAUGUGUCAAACAGAUGCUGCAUGAUCUGUGGAUCAAAGUCCACCAUUAAAACUGGUUCUUGAUCACUCACUCAC
Seriola aureovittata is the source of this 5493-nucleotide messenger RNA. RefSeq names its product phospholipid phosphatase related 3b (gene plppr3b). The coding region runs from base 319 to 2538 and encodes 739 amino acids. Gene Ontology annotation, biological process: phospholipid metabolic process; phospholipid dephosphorylation; signal transduction. NCBI's taxonomy places the organism in Eukaryota, Metazoa, Chordata, Actinopteri, Carangiformes, Carangidae. The record is from RefSeq and is a predicted model, not a curated record. Gene Ontology annotation, molecular function: phosphatidate phosphatase activity. The transcript has 8 exons.